Molecule: messenger RNA, 2315 nt
Organism: Callorhinchus milii (elephant shark)
Lineage: Eukaryota; Metazoa; Chordata; Chondrichthyes; Chimaeriformes; Callorhinchidae
Product: zinc-binding protein A33-like
Exons: 5
Coding region: 494-1999 (501 amino acids)
Molecular function (GO): protein binding; zinc ion binding
Source: RefSeq, a predicted model, not a curated record
AUCUGUAAACACAGAGGGCAGGAGAGGCAAUGACACGGUUAAAGUGCGUGUAUCUCUGCGAUUGUGGUUUUCAGUCAACACCUAAAGCUCCGGCUUCUUGCUAUGCAUCUUGACUCGCUUAUUGUACAAAAAGACAGGAAACCAGGCACAGGGGUAUCUAACCACAGGGGAUGUGCAGAGCUGAACUCAUGCUCUCUGUUCCUCUCUGUUGCUGACAGUCGCAGCACGAGAGCAAAGGGCAAAAAUAACAGGGAAAUCAAUCUCAUCUCAAAUAUACCACCAACACACAGCAACAGCUCAAACUAGAGCAGCUUGUUUCACUGACAAUUGGACGGUACAGAUUGUAGAUUUGCUCUGUUGGGAUCACAGACACAAUCAGCAGGUUUCACAAGAAAAGACUUGAGGAGGAUUUGUCAGCCCUGUGACUGGGAGCCGCCCACACAAUCAGGCUGAAACCGAAACCAGUUUCAAUCAGUAAGUGCUCAGUAUCAAAAUGGCUUCCAGACCCCAGGCUGAGAGCUGGACCGAGGAGCUAAACUGUGCCAUUUGUCUGGAUUUCUUCACUGAUCCUGUUAGUCUGGACUGUGGCCACAACUUCUGUCGCCUCUGUAUCACCGGGAGCUGGGAAAACCAGGAGAAAAACUCCUGUGCGAUAUGUCGCCAAGUUACUGCAGAGAGGAAUUUCAAGGUCAAUUGGGCCCUGGCCAAAAUGGUGGAGAAAGCUCGUGAAUUCACUCUCGAACCGACACCGACGGCAGUUAACCGUCAGUGUGAAAAACACCGGGAGGACCUGAAGCUGUUCUGUGAAGAUGACAAGAAAUUGAUCUGUUCCAUUUGCAGAGAUGCGAAAGAGCACAGAGGUCACAUCUUCCUGCCCAUUGACGAAGCUGCUGAAAUCUACAAGGUACCGAGACCCUCAGGCGGGAUUCAUUCCGUUUCCACGUCAUAUUUUCACCUCAAACACUUUUAUUCUGUGCAUUUAUUCCAGGAUCAAGUGAAGUCCUCCAUAGCUUUUCUCACACAGAGGAAGGAAACUACUCUACAAAUUGCAGCCAAACAGAGAGCAAAGAUUUCACAAGUUAAGGAACAGGUGAACAGUCUGCAGACCCACGUCACGGCACAGUUUGCUAAAAUGCACCAGAGUCUGACUGACAGAGAGCAGCGGGUAAUGAGAGAUCUCAAAGAGCGAGAGGAGGAAAUUUUAUACCGAAUGGAGACAAAUCUUCGUGAGAUUCAGGACAAAUUAGAGUCCGUUGAACAAAAACUAUCCGAGUUACAAACACAGAUGGGAAAAGACGCUGUCACUCUCGUGCAGGAGGAAGCUGCUGGCAACAGAAGGGUCAGUGACGUGGGGUUUGUUCUGUCAGUGUGUGAGGCUGAGCUGCCAGUGGCCAAGUACAAGUGGCCUUUGAAGAACACAGUCUGGAGAGAGAUUAUAGACAGCGUCAGCCCAGCUCCGGCCUCUCUGACUCUGGAUCCUGACACAGCCCAUCCCCGGCUCAUCCUGUCUGAGGACCUAACCAGCGUGAGUCACGGAGAUACACGGCAGCAGCUCACUGACUCCCCGAAGAGGUUUGAUUAUUGCGUCAGUGUCCUGGGGUCUGAGGGCUUCACAUCAGGGAGACAUUACUGGGAGGUACAGGUGGCCAACAAGACAAAGUGGGAUGUGGGAUUUGCCCGAGAGUCUGUCAACAGGAAAGGAAAGAUCAUAUGUUCACCAGAGAACGGAUUCUGGGUUUUGUGGUUGAGAAACGGGAAUGAAUAUGAAGCUCUGACAUCACCUUCCACCCUUUUAACCCUGAGAGAGAGACCCGGGAAGCUGGGAGUGUUCCUGGAUUAUGAGGGCGGACAGGUGACAUUUUACAACGCUGAUAACAUGUCUCAUCUCCACACUUUCAACGACACUUUCACUGAGAAACUUUAUCCUUACUUCGGUCCCUGUAAUAACGACGGCGGCAAAAACUGUGAUCCUCUGAGGAUCUGCCGGGUGACCGAUUAGUGAGGAGGAAACCCUCAGCCAUGACCUGUGUUUGGCUGUGAUGGCCACGAAACUAAACCUUUAUAGUCUGUGUCGCUAUACAGUUAACCUUGUGGAUUAUAUUACACUUUUCACACUUAAAGUUUGCGUUAAUAUCAAUGAUAUCAAUACGGUUUUACAUUAACUUUGGGUUUUGAUUUAAACCACAAACACGAAACCCGAGAACACACACGGCAAACGUUCUAAAAGUUCCCUGGAUCCCCGGGGUUUAACGUGCAAGAUAUUCCUAAUUCUGCUUUAAUCCCAAAUAUAUAAACCGCUUUUUGGAUUAACUGUC